This is a messenger RNA of Procambarus clarkii (red swamp crayfish), 3899 nucleotides long. NCBI's taxonomy places the organism in Eukaryota, Metazoa, Arthropoda, Malacostraca, Decapoda, Cambaridae. The record is from RefSeq and is a predicted model, not a curated record.
ACGUGGUUCUUCACCGACACAGAAGAUGGAGAGUAUCAACAGAAAACGGGCGGCCACCUCGUCAACACUAACUGCUCCGCCUCCCACAACAGACGAGCGCUUUGCUGCAAGAUGGCCAGCGAGUUCGAUGCUUUCCUCCAGAGCAACAAGAGGUGGUGGUGCCACUUCGACGACGACAACUACGUCAACAUUCCGCAGCUGGUGACGACGCUGGCCGACUACGACCCCCAGCAGGACUGGUACCUGGGCAAGCCCUCCAUCCGCGCCCCCUUGGAGAUCAUCAACAGAGACAACGUCUCGCAAAGGAUCUCCUUCUGGUUCGCAACAGGAGGCGCAGGAUUCUGCAUCUCCCGCUCUCUGGCCCUCAAGAUGAUGCCCAUCGCAGGAGGCGGCAAGUUCGUGAGCGUCGGGGAGAAGAUCCGCCUUCCUGAUGACGUCACCAUGGGCUAUAUUAUAGAACACUUGUUGAGGAAGAAGCUGACGGUGGUGGAGGAGUUUCACUCACACCUGGAGCCCAUGAGGUUCGUCAACACUGACUCGCUGCCUCGCCAGGUGAGCUUCAGCUACUCGCAGUACGGCAGCGAGAUGAACGUUCUUCCAGUCGACGGCCUCGACACCCGCCUCGACCCCACCAGAUUGCUCUCAGUUCAUUGUCUGUUGUUCCCGAACUUCAACUUCUGUGCCACAUAGCGUCGGGCUGACUGUGGUCAAGACAAAGGCACAUUUGAAGGCAUCACUUGUGCUUUAGUGUAAAACAAAAGAAAAAUUGCUGUGAUAAUUAUAACGAGGCCCUUGAAAUUGUUAGCAAGUUGGCCUAUAUAUACUGUAUAUAAAUAUAUAUAUAUAUAUUUUUUAAUGUGAUCAAGCUAUUCGGUUGUUCAUUGUAGGUCCUAGAAGCUGUGGUCAGGUGCUAGCGACUGUGCUACACUUCACUAGACUGUCUCCAACUGUUUACUGUGACCACUAGACUGUCUCCAACUGUUUACUGUCACAGUUCAUCUGGUGUAGUGUGCACAGUUCCGGGAGACAGUCAGGGGAAGGUGAAGGAGUGCACGCCUCAGCUUUGGACAGUCAAGUCCUAAAAUGGCUCUUCCAGGUUGCAAACUGAUCUCCCGUCAUCUGCAAGAUAAUCUUGUGACUAAAGUAUAGAAUACACUCAAUGUGAGCGAGUCUUUCCUCCUUAAGGUUGUAAUAUUUAAAGCUAUUAUGAGUUAUAUUAACAUUAAUGGUCCUAUUGGUGUGACCAGUGAUUCAUUCUUCCACAAUAGAAUAGAAUACAAAUAAAUGCAAGACACUUCCAAUAGACUUGCAACGCUACUCACUUGAGGCUUUUACAAAGGUUAAUACUUGAAUUUGCUGACCCUUGAGAUUAUCUUAAGUUCAUGUACUCACCUAGUAGGGAUGUCUCACACACACACACACGUGUGUGUGUAAUUACAUAAGUGUGUUUGAAUGCAUGCUUGCAAGGGAAUGGAUUGAUGCUGCAACUUGGUCACUGCUUCUACUGAGUAUAGCAGAUUGGAUGGAUGACAGAGAGGGAAAGAGGAGGCAAGUUAAUGAUAAACUGACUCAAGAACAUUUCCCCCAAUAUAAGGGAAUGUACUGAACACUAUGAAAAUACCCGAGAUCGAAAUCAUUCGUCCGUUCUGGAAGUUUUAUCGCUUUACCUUAAUCUUCGCUCAAUACCUUGUUAAGAUGUUGUGUCAAAUGCUGCAACAACGGCCUGGAUGGUUUCCUCUAACAAGAAAGAUACUAAAAUAUUGUGUUUGGAUUUAGUGAAAAACAAAAUUUUGUUAAAAUUAGGAUAAUUAUCCCAUACUUUGUUUUCUGUACAAUAUGUUUGAGAGGUCAUCCAUUGCCGGGGAUUUUGUACUCACUGUUAAUGAUUCUCCAUUUUAAAAAAGACAAUAUUUUAAUCCAAAUGACUAUGGACAAUCUCUAUUAAGCUAGUCAGAUGUAAAUGUCUUUAUUUAAAAAAUUGAAGCUAUAUUAUGUCUGGUCAAAGAGAGAGAUGUGUGGUGGUGGUUGUGAGGUCGGCCUCUCACAGCUCCUCGCUCCAUGUAUAUAUGUUUCCAUUUCAUCAGAUGCACCAAAAAUAUAAUCAUAGUCACUGUUUACAUUCUUAUAUUAGAGCAACACAACAAAAUCACAGGAAAUAUAAUAAUUUUCAUGUUAAGUGCAUAUGGUGCUCGGAGCCACAGAUUUCUCUGUUUGCUUGUUUGGCAUAUUUGUAUACAGGUAAGCCCUUGUGUACACCCUGGUACACUAGUGUACACCCUGGUACACUAGUGUACACCCUGGUACACUAGUGUACACCCUGGUACACUUGUGUACACCCUGGUACACUUGUGUACACCCUGCUACACUAGUGUACACCCUGGUACAGUAGUGUACACCCUGGUACACUAGUGUACACCCUGGUACAGUAGUGUACACCCUGGUACACUAGUGUACACCCUGGUACAGUAGUGUACACCCUGCUACACUAGUGUACACCCUGGUACACUAGUGUACACCCUGGUACACUAGUGUACACCCUGGUACACUAGUGUACACCCUGGUACACUAGUGUACACCCUGGUACACUUGUGUACACCCUGGUACACUAGUGUACACCCUGGUACACUUGUGUACACCCUGGUACACUAGUGUACACCCUGGUACACUUGUGUACACCCUGGUACACUAGUGUACACCCUGGUACACUAGUGUACACCCUGCUACACUUGUGUACACCCUGGUACACUAGUGUACACCCUGCUACACUAGUGUACACCCUGGUACACUUGUGUACACCCUGUUACACUUGUGUACACCCUGUUACACUAGUGUACACCCUGCUACACUAGUGUACACCCUGCUACACUUGUGUACACCCUGGUACACUAGUGUACACCCUGCUACACUAGUGUACACCCUGCUACACUUGUGUACACCCUGGUACACUAGUGUACACCCUGCUACACUAGUGUACACCCUGGUACACUAGUGUACACCCUGGUACACUUGUGUACACCCUGGUACACUAGUGUACACCCUGGUACACUAGUGUACACCCUGCUACACUUGUGUACACCAUGGUACACUAGUGUACACCCUGCUACACUAGUGUACACCCUGCUACACUUGUGUACACCCUGUUACACUUGUGUACACCCUGUUACACUAGUGUACACCCUGGUACACUAGUGUACACCCUGCUACACUUGUGUACACCCUGUUACACUUGUGUACACCCUGGUACACUUGUGUACACCCUGUUACUUGUGUACACCCUGGUACACUAGUGUACACCCUGUUACACUUGUGUACACCCUGUUACACUAGUGUACACCCUGUUACACUAGUGUACACCCUGCUACACUAGUGUACACCCUGCUACACUAGUGUACACCCUGCUACACUAGUGUACACCCUGCUACACUAGUGUACACCCUGUUACACUUGUGUACACCCUGUUACACUAGUGUACACCCUGGUACACUAGUGUACACCCUGCUACACUUGUGUACACCCUGCUACAUUAGUGUACACCCUGCUACACUUGUGUACACCCUGCUACACUAGUGUACACCCUGCUACACUUGUGUACACCCUGUUACACUAGUGUACACCCUGCUACACUAGUGUACACCCUGCUACACUAGUGUACACCCUGGUACACUUGUGUACACUCCCACUACACUGUGAUAAGUAGUGUGCCUUAGAAGGAUAAAUCCCAUAGAGGUCUAUUUUUAACUACUGUAUUUUAAGAAAGAUAUUCUUCCAUUUUAGAAAUAAACGUCCCACAAAUAUUUUUAGACAACCAUGAAUUACUAUAUAAUUAUUAUUAUUAAUGUAAAUUACUGAAGAUACUGAUUUAUAACUGUAAAAUUUGUAAAUAAAAUCUAUUAAUUAAA